AGAGAGAUUGAGAGAGAGAGAGAGAGAGAGAGAGAGAGCCUGGUGCAUUCAGUAGCCGAGAGAAAAUGCGUCUGCUUUUGAUUUGACCGAACGCUUUUUGGAAGAGGACGUUUUUUCCGUUCAAGACGCGUAAAUUAUGUGGUUCCGCGCAGGUGCUGCUGCUGCGACCUUAUAGUUGAAUUAUAUAAAAAGAUUUAGGUGACUGCCUGCAUUGAAUGCGACUUCUAAAGUGUAAUGUGCGACGUUUAGGAAAGAUAAGUGAAUAGAAAAUGUACCGGGCGAUGUAGACGCGGUGUGAAGGAGAUAAAACAUCCAGAAUUGACUGUUUUUUUCUUUUAUUAAGUCCAUCAUGGAGGUGCAAACAGCGCUCACGUGUGUUUUCUUCAGCUUGCUCUUGUGUUCAGGGGACGCUCAGGACUCGGCACCUGAUUCAGUUCUGAACUGCUGCAAGGGUGAUGUCCUUUUCCUCCUGGACUCCUCAGGAAGUGUGGCCUCCUAUGAGUUCUACCACAUGAGGGACUUCCUGUCUGAACUCCUUUUGCCUUUCUCUUUGGGGCCAGACCAGGUGAGGGUGGGGCUGCUGCAGGUGGGGUCCGAGCCCCACCUUGAGUUCGGUUUUGACACCUACGACUCCCAAAAAGGACUGCAGGAGGCUCUGAAGAGGACUAGACAGCUAAAGGGUGAUACCAACACGGUGGACGCUCUACUAAUGGCCCAGGAUCAGGUUUUAAAACAAGGUGUACCUGGAGGGGCAAGACCAGAUCUGCCCAGGGUUUUGGUUUGGCUCACGGAUGGAGUAGAUCCCGGUGCAGUGCAGGAGCCAAUGGCGAGACUGCGAGAAGAAGGUGUGGCUGUACUGGUGGUUUCCACCGGUCACGGGAACUACCAGGUGCUGAGAGACGUUGUGAGCCCACCUGCCGAGGAGCACCUGUUCUUUGUGGAUAUUGACGACAUAAGCAUCAUCUCUGAAGACUUGAGGAACGCGAUUAUAGAGAUUAUUCGUGCCAAGAGGUUACAGGUGAAGUCGGUCACCACUAAUUCUGCCCUGCUGGAAUGGAGGCCAAUGUUGGCUGGCACCGGCUACUAUGAUAUCCAAUUUGGGCCCAUCCGAACAGAAGGAGCUGGAGGGCCAGGGGGUUCAGGAACCAGCCCUGGGACUGGCAUGGAACCUUUUAAGAGGAUAACUCGGCCUGGAGAUGCCAGCUCGGCUCAGCUGAUUGGCCUUCAUCCAGACACCACGUAUAAAGUCCUGCUCACCCCGAAGGCUAACCUGGAGUUCCUAAACACGCUUACGGCUACCUUUACCACUCAACCAGUCAAUCCGCCCCAGCCAGAGGUCCAGACCCUUUCGACAGUCACUGUGUCUGAGUCGACCACUAAUAGUGUGCGGGUGAGCUGGGGUCCGCUGCAGCCUAACCUCAUUCAGGGUUACCAGAUUGAGUAUUCAGCACUUCCUACCGGACAGCUCCGAGUCAUCAGUGUCAGUAACCUGCAGAACUCUACCGUCCUGCCCAAUCUCUAUCCUGACUCUCAGUACCUGGUCACUGUGAGCGCAAAACACUUCUCCGGCAAAGAGAGAGCCAUGUCUGUGAAAGCCUGUACACAGGAGGUGUUGCCCGCUCUAUCUGAUCUUCAGCUGACCACAGUGGGCAAUGAGUCAGUGCAGCUGCGGUGGAAGGGGAGCGCUGACGGCCUCCGUGGUUACUGGGUCACAUGGGAGCUAGGUCAUAGUCAGCGCUCUACCCUGUACUUACCACCCAACCUACUGUCCACCACCCUCAAUCACGUGCCCCCCAGCGCCCGGGUCUGCGUCUCUCCGGUGUACCGCACCACUCGAGGGGAGGGUCUCUGCUGCACUGCUUAGUUCAUCUUAGCUGCAUUUUCCUGGAACCGUUGAGCGGUGCUCUGCCAAACACGAAACAUAGAGGGACGAACAACAUGUAAAACUUUCCUCAAAUGGAAAGAUGGGAGGAAAAGGGAGUCCAUGACACUGUAACUGUCUGAACACCCAUAGAUGGGGAUCUUAAAACACACCAACACAACAUGCACUGAAUACUGAUACACAAUGAUACACUUAUAUUCAACAAAGACUAAACGAGUCUGAACUCAAAACUGACCAUUGGAAGAAUCAUCCUACUUUUAAAGGAAUGUACUGGGUUCAAAACAUGGUCAGCUCUAUCCACAGCAUGUGUGGCAUGCAGUCGAUUACUGCAGAAAAUAAUUAUGUCUCAUCCCUAAGUUGACAAACACAAAAAAUUGCAUUUACAGUAAUGCAGUUACAAUGGAAGUCUAUGGGGCAAGUGUACCGGUGGGUUUAAAAGCAAAAAAUGCACAGCUUGUAUUAAUUUUUCGGUAAUAAAAUGUGUUUUAUUUAAGCUGCAAAGUCUAAAUUGUCCUUUUAGGGAUGGGUCUAUAUUUCUAGGUGGAUAAACAGAAUUAAAUGAUCAUAAUAGGAGUUAUAUUGGAUGUAACUUUACACAGACAAGGUAUAUUACCGAUUUAAUCCAGUUCAGUAUUUUGCCCCAUAGACUUUCAUUGUAAGUGCAUCACAGCAAAAAACGAUUUUUGGUUGUUUUUACUAACUGUGGGGCAAAAUGAUUUUCUAUGUUAGUCAACAGCAUGCCACAGGUGCUUAACUUACAUAUAAACUUCCCUAAAACAUUCAUUUAAAAUGCCACUAGAAUGUUUAUGCAUAAGAUAUUUGAUUAAACGUAUUAAGAAUUAGGGCACUUAAGUAAUAGUUUGUAAAUAUCUUACAUAAUUAUGCUUUUAGUUUGAGUGCUAAACUAUGAGACAUAUUUGGAGAUUGUAUUUUCCAGAUUUCUCCAGUUUUAUAUCUUUGAAAAGGGAACAACAAGACAUUUUUUUAUGGAAAUCUGAACUACUUUUGUCACUUGUUUUCUUUAAGGUCAGUAUAUAGCAUUUAAACCUGCUUAAGUUGCACUCUUCACCAUAUCUGCACAUUUUCUCAGUGGUGAAACCCUGGAAAUCUGGCAUGGACCCUGAUGAUGGUGGUUAGAGUAUUAAGAUAUUGCAGAUGUUUUGUGGCCAUGGGUCAUUAUUGGUUUGUUUUAAGAACAUUGACUUCGAGUAGCCUUAACUUUUUCCUGAGCAUGCAUCGAUUGCAUUGAUCUUUUAAUGUUUUUCUGGGAGAAAUAUGUACGCAGGCCAUGUUACAGGCAGGAUCACGGACUUAAAAUGAUGUUUUGUGUGGAUAGAUUAUCUCUAUACAGGUGUUUAAAUGUGUUAAACAUUUUCUACAUUAUUCCAUCCAAAACAAACCAAAGAAAAAAGCUUUUUCAAGCAUAAUUCAGGAUCAUAGAGGAAUGCAAGAAUUUAGGCCAUUUUUUAAAGCUAUUCAUAACAUUUCAGAUGAUCUGUCUUUAUUUGUUUUGCAUCAUAAUGGCAAGUUCAGCUUUUUGCAUUAUGAAAUGGUGCUUGUUCAUUCCCAGCUUGGGUGCACGUCUUACAAAUCACUGCUUUUAAAAUGUCGUUUUUAAAUAAAUCAUUUUAAAUUGUG
This is a messenger RNA of Myxocyprinus asiaticus (Chinese sucker), 3520 nucleotides long. RefSeq names its product von Willebrand factor A domain-containing protein 1-like. NCBI's taxonomy places the organism in Eukaryota, Metazoa, Chordata, Actinopteri, Cypriniformes, Catostomidae. Gene Ontology annotation, molecular function: protein binding. The transcript is spliced from 6 exons. The record is from RefSeq and is a predicted model, not a curated record. The coding region runs from base 350 to 1864 and encodes 504 amino acids.